UUGGAACGAUCCAGUGAAGAUGUGGAUAUAAUCUUCACACGGCUGAAAGAAGUUAAAGCUUUUGAGAAAUUUCACCCAAAUCUCCUUCAUCAGAUUUGUUUAUGUGGUUAUUAUGAGAACCUGGAAAAAGGAAUAACAUUAUUUCGCCAGGGUGAUAUUGGAACAAAUUGGUAUGCUGUUCUGGCAGGGUCUUUGGAUGUUAAAGUAUCUGAGACCAGCAGUUACCAGGAUGCAGUGACCAUCUGUACCCUGGGAAUUGGGACAGCCUUUGGAGAGUCCAUUCUGGACAACACACCCCGCCAUGCGACCAUCGUUACCAGGGAGAGCAGCGAGUUGCUCCGCAUUGAGCAGAAGGACUUCAAGGCACUAUGGGAGAAAUACCGACAGUACAUGGCAGGACUUCUGGCUCCUCCUUAUGGUGUUAUGGAAACGGGCUCUAACAAUGACAGGAUUCCUGACAAGGAGAAUGUCCCUUCAGAGAAGAUCCUCAGGGCUGGAAAAAUCUUACGAAAUGCUAUUCUUUCUAGAGCACCUCAUAUGAUAAGAGAUAGAAAGUAUCACCUAAAGACAUACAGGCAAUGCUGUGUGGGAACAGAGCUGGUGGACUGGAUGAUGCAGCAGACUCCAUGCGUUCACUCCCGCACACAGUCUGUUGGCAUGUGGCAAGUCCUGGUAGAAGACGGAGUUCUCAACCAUGUGGACCAGGAGCACCAUUUCCAAGACAAAUAUUUAUUUUAUCGAUUUCUGGAUGACGAGCAUGAAGAUGCCCCUUUGCCUACUGAGGAGGAGAAAAAAGAAUGUGACGAGGAGCUCCAGGAUACCAUGCUGCUGCUGUCGCAGAUGGGUCCCGAUGCCCACAUGAGGAUGAUCCUCCGAAAACCACCUGGCCAGAGGACUGUGGAUGACCUAGAGAUUAUCUAUGAAGAACUCCUUCACAUUAAAGCCUUAUCCCAUCUUUCUACCACAGUGAAACGGGAGUUAGCGGGAGUGCUCAUUUUUGAGUCUCAUGCCAAAGGAGGAACUGUGUUGUUUAACCAGGGGGAAGAAGGUACCUCCUGGUACAUUAUUCUGAAAGGAUCAGUGAAUGUAGUCAUUUAUGGCAAGGGUGUGGUCUGUACCUUGCAUGAGGGAGACGACUUUGGCAAGUUAGCGUUGGUUAACGAUGCCCCCAGAGCUGCCUCUAUUGUCUUGAGAGAAGAUAAUUGCCAUUUCUUAAGAGUAGACAAGGAGGACUUCAACCGGAUCCUGAGGGACGUUGAGGCGAAUACAGUCAGACUGAAAGAACAUGACCAAGAUGUCUUGGUGCUGGAGAAGGUCCCAGCAGGGAACAGGGCUUCUAAUCAAGGAAACUCACAGCCUCAGCAAAAGUAUACUGUGAUGUCAGGAACACCUGAAAAAAUUUUAGAGCAUUUUCUAGAAACAAUACGCCUUGAGCCAACUUUAAAUGAAGCAACAGAUUCCAUUUUAAAUGACUUUGUUAUGAUGCACUGUGUUUUUAUGCCAAAUACCCAGCUUUGCCCAGCCCUGGUGGCCCAUUACCACGCACAGCCUUCACAAGGUACAGAACAGGAGAAAAUGGAUUAUGCUCUGAACAACAAGAGACGAGUCAUCCGCCUGGUUUUGCAGUGGGCAGCAAUGUAUGGAGACCUUCUGCAAGAUGAUGAUGUAGCCCUGGCUUUCCUGGAGGAGUUUUAUGUGUCUGUAUCAGAUGAUGCCAGGAUGAUUGCUGCCCUCAAGGAACAAGUGCCUGAAUUGGAGAAGAUUGUCAAGCAAAUUUCAGAAGAUGCAAAGGCACCACAAAAGAAGCACAAAGUUCUCCUGCAACAGUUCAAUACCAGCGAUGAGCGAGCCCAGAAGCGCCAGCCUGUCCGUGGCUCUGAUGAAGUCCUGUUUAAGGUCUAUUGCCUGGACCACACCUACACAACGAUCCGGGUGCCCGUGGCCGCCUCCGUGAAGGAAGUCAUCAGCGCUGUUGCCGACAAGCUGGGCUCCGGGGAGGGCCUGGUUAUCGUCAAGAUGAGUUCCGGAGGAGAAAAGGUGGUGCUCAAACCUAAUGAUGUUUCAGUAUUUACGACGCUCACCAUUAACGGACGCCUGUUUGCUUGCCCGCGAGAGCAAUUCGAUUCACUGACUCCCUUGCCAGAACAGGAAGGCCCAACUGUAGGAACAGUGGGAACUUUUGAACUGAUGAGCUCCAAAGAUUUAGCAUACCAGAUGACGAUUUAUGACUGGGAACUCUUCAACUGUGUGCAUGAGCUGGAGCUAAUCUAUCACACAUUUGGAAGGCAUAAUUUUAAAAGGACCACAGCAAACUUGGAUUUGUUCCUGAGGCGAUUUAAUGAAAUUCAGUUUUGGGUUGUCACUGAGAUCUGCCUUUGUUCCCAGCUCAGCAAACGUGUUCAGCUCUUAAAAAAAUUUAUUAAGAUUGCAGCCCACUGUAAGGAGUACAAAAAUCUGAAUUCCUUUUUUGCCAUCGUCAUGGGACUAAGUAAUGUCGCUGUGAGCCGCUUGGCACUAACGUGGGAGAAACUGCCAAGCAAGUUCAAGAAGUUCUAUGCGGAGUUUGAAAGUUUAAUGGAUCCUUCAAGAAACCACAGGACCUACAGGCUGACGGUGGCCAAGCUGGAGCCUCCACUCAUCCCCUUCAUGCCUUUGCUCAUUAAAGAUAUGACAUUUACUCAUGAGGGGAACAAGACAUUCAUUGACAAUCUAGUAAACUUUGAAAAAAUGCGCAUGAUUGCAAAUACUGCCCGAACAGUGAGAUACUACAGGAGCCAACCCUUCAAUCCUGAUGCAGCUCAAGCUAAUAAGAACCAUCAGGAUGUCCGGAGUUAUGUACGGCAAUUAAAUGUGAUUGACAACCAGAGAACUUUAUCACAGAUGUCACACAGAUUAGAGCCUCGCCGACCGUAGACAUUUAAAGUGCCCAGAACAGUGGUUUGUCUCCAGUCCGCAAUCUUUCAAAAAUGCCAUUUAUGCUACCACUUGACUGUAUUGUCACUAGAGAAUUCUACAAAACAAGCAAAAAACAGCCUGAAACACCUCGGGGCUGCAUUCAGCUUACCAGCGUCAUAACGAGAGAAGACAUUAUUGGACUUGCAUAGAGCUUGCACACUCUAGCUUAGGAAUGCCCACUUCGUAGUCACCCCACUUCAUUUCCAAUUGUGCCAUCUUCUUUGCUGAAACCUAAAAUAAGGCCACAUGAAGAGUGUGGUAGAAAUACACCAUUGUCAUGAGAAUUAUCAAGCCCCUGACAUUUUUCUGGGAGUGUUGACAAGCUGAGAUGAGCUAUGAAUGGGAUUUGUUGGGCUACAUCAGUGGUGAUAUCGUUUGCUAAUUUGUAACUUAACAUCUUAAUUUGGAGUAUUAGGUUUUUGGAAGGCUUGCAGGAUCCGUGUAGAUUGUAUUUGUCCUUCUUCAUAGUCUUACCUCUGAAGAGAUUGAACCGGUCCACAUUACUGUAUAACAUAAUGGCCAAUUGUGUAAUUUAAGAAGGACUGGUCUGUAAUUUCUGGAUGGCAUAUAGAAUAAUAUUUAUGUUUACAUGUAACUUUUUUAAACUUACAAAUCAGGAUUACAUACUUAAGAAUUUCACUAAGAAACUCCAAGGUUCUUAAAAUUGCCAGCGUAAAAAAAAAAUAAAUAACAUUUCAGAAGAGCACAAUAUGCACAAAACAUUUUUCAAAAUUAAAAUAUUUUCCUGGGCAUUAAAAACCUUUACUAUUGGCUAAUUAUUAUUACUAAUUAAAAUACACAUAUUUUAUGGAGUUAAAUGUUAUUAUGAAUACCUUAAUUUUCAGCAAUUAUUUUGCACUUUCAAAUAGAUUGUAAAUAGUUCAUUCAAUCAAUGGUAUAGUUAUUUAUUUGCUACGUAAUAGAUAUUGUGCCAAAUAAUUACUUUUUAUUUAUUUUAUUUAGAAUGUAAUUUUCAAGUACAUUUUUUCCUGUUAGGAAAUUAGGCUACAUUUAAUGUGUAGGGAUUGUAUGUAUGUAUAUCUCCUGUAAAUAACAGCUACUAUCUUCAUUAAAUAUAAUUGUUGACAAGAAAUGGUUGUGUUGUUCUCGAUUGUUAUAAAAUGGGAGGAAGAUGAUGAGAUCUUAGUAUGGUGAGAUCCUGGAGUUUUUAGCUGAAAUAAAAUUCACAUACUAUAAAA
Molecule: messenger RNA, 4154 nt
Organism: Condylura cristata (star-nosed mole)
Lineage: Eukaryota; Metazoa; Chordata; Mammalia; Eulipotyphla; Talpidae
Gene: RAPGEF4
Product: Rap guanine nucleotide exchange factor (GEF) 4
Exons: 29
Coding region: 391-2913 (840 amino acids)
Biological process (GO): positive regulation of GTPase activity; Ras protein signal transduction
Cellular component (GO): plasma membrane
Molecular function (GO): guanyl-nucleotide exchange factor activity
Source: RefSeq, a predicted model, not a curated record